Paramecium primaurelia is the source of this 1355-nucleotide messenger RNA. NCBI's taxonomy places the organism in Eukaryota, Ciliophora, Oligohymenophorea, Peniculida, Parameciidae. The record is from the annotation of a GenBank genome assembly.
AUGAAUGAGUAUAUACAAAAAUACAAAAGAAAGGGCCAAUUUGAAUUAUUAUAAUAGAAAACUUUUGAUUACCUUGAGUCAAUAUUUAAGCAAUUUAUUCAGUAAUACAAAGAGACUAUUGCUGAAUAUAUAACUGAACCAACAAAAUUUGCACAUUAUUUAGUAUAAAUUAAGAUAAUUAAAUUUAGUAAUAAUUAGCUUGUUUAGGAGAAGUGGAAUAUAAUAAUGAAGAUUUAGAACGUUAAAUAAAUUCUAUUAGUUUAUAAUUAUAUAUGCUUUGGUAUGUCUAUAUCGAUGUUAUUUCAAAAAUUUAUGCUAAAUUAAUGAAGAAAUUAAAAAUCAAAUAUAUAACAGAACUUCAAGAUUUAUAUGAAGAAUUUGUAAUAAAGAUUAAUAAUACUACAUAAUUUGAUAAAACAAUGAAAAAUUAUAAUUUAAUUAAUUCUUUAAGAUAAUUAGAUUAAAGAAUUCUACCAAUUCUACCUAUAACAUGUACAGAAAUAUUGGAUAAUCUACCUAUUCUAAUAAAAUAUUCAUAAAAUGAAAUUAAACAUUAUUAAUUAAAUUAAAAAAAGUCAGAUAAUAAACAUUUGAUAGUAUUUGUACAUGGAUAUAAAGGAUCUCCUUUUGAUAUGAGAAGAUGGAGAAAUAUUAUUAAAAUAUAUUAUCCAAAAUGUUUUACAUUAAUAUCAAGUUGUAAUUAAAGAGAAGGUGAAGAUUCAAUUAGAGUAAUGGGACAUAAAUUAAGUAUUGAAAUUUAAGCUUAAAUUUAAUUGAUGGAUGGAAUAGAUGAAUUAUCAUUUAUUUGUCAUUCUUUAGGAGGUGUAGUAGCAAGAUCAGCUCUUUGUAAUUUAAGUAUGCAUUCUAAUAAGAUGAGAUUUUAUGUAAGUCUUGGAUCACCUCAUAUAGGAUUAUUUGUUAAAUAAAAUAGUUUAGUUAAAACUGGUUUAUGGUUCAUGACUAAUUUCUCAUCCAGUUAAAGUAUGGCUGAAUUAUAAUUAUAAGAUGCUUCAUAACCUUAGAAUUCUUAUCUCUAUUAUUUAUCAACAGUAUAAUCUUUAGAGUGGUUUUAAAAAGUGAUAUUGAUUAGUUCAACAUAAGAUGAUUUUGUUCCAUUUGAAGUUGCAAGAUUAGAAAAAUCUAAUAGAGUUCCUUAAGAUAAACAAUAAAUUUACUAAACUAUGCUUGACAACAUUAAAUUACCUGAAUGUACAAGAGUUGAAGUGAAUUUUACAUUUACAGAAAAUGAUAAGAAUUGGGAUAAUCUCAUAGGUCGAACUGCUCAUAUGAAUCUAGUUGAAAAUACAACAAUGAUAAGAAUGAUUGUAACUUAAAGUAGAUUACUAGAUUAAUGA